This is a messenger RNA of Raphanus sativus (radish), 3594 nucleotides long. RefSeq lists its product as uncharacterized. NCBI's taxonomy places the organism in Eukaryota, Viridiplantae, Streptophyta, Magnoliopsida, Brassicales, Brassicaceae. The coding region runs from base 1 to 3594 and encodes 1197 amino acids. The record is from RefSeq and is a predicted model, not a curated record. The transcript is spliced from 9 exons.
AUGAUGCAAGCGUUUGCCUUCAAGAUGGAGGAAUUGGGGUUUCCAGCGGUGUUUGCCGGCGGUUUUUCACCGACGGACUCACCGGAAAAGGUAGUGGAAGAGGUGGAGCGGCGUAGUCCCCUCGUCUGGCUGAAGGAGUUACACGUGUUCUCGUACGUGUCUAAACCGACGGUGUCGGUCGGUGGCUUUGUGCGGGUUCGUGACUUCACAAGCUUGCGUCUUCUAUAUUCUGUCGAGACAUUUGUCUUGUCGUUUGCGGUUUACACGUUGAAGCAAAAUUUAUAUUCUCAUUGUUGCUUGAACCAUAACUUAAGAGUUGAUUCUGCAUACGAGAGAGCUGCCCGAGCUUUUGUCAAUGGUGUUACUGAUAAGUUAGGAGUUAAUGGGAAGAUAGUAUGUCCAUGCGCCCGAUGUCGUAAUCUGUAUCGCCAUACAAGUGAGGAGGUUGUCUCUCAUUUGGUUAUAAAUGGAAUGGAUGAUGCUUACAAGGUACGGUCGGAUUGGUUUCACCAUGGAGAUGGUAGCUCUGUUGAUUUAGGGGAUGUUAAAGAUAGAUGCUGGAAUGCUGAGAUUCUUAGUUUAUAUGAAGCUGCAAACUGUCUAGAUGAGGAUUUAGCUAACCGGGGGUCACAGUUACGUGAGUCAGUUGAGGGUGAGGACAGGAAAGAAGAUGAGUUUUUAGCAAAACUUGCAGAGGCUGAAACCCCCUUGUAUCCGACGUGUUCGAGUCAUAGCAAGCUAUCAGCUGUAGUUUCAUUGUUUAGGAUUAAGUCUCAGAAUGGGUGGUCAGACAAGAGCUUUGAUGACUUGCUGCAAACAUUGCCAAAUAUGUUACCUGAAGACAAUGUGCUGCACACAUCAACUUAUGAUGUCAAGAAGUUCUUGAAAACUUUUGAUAUGGGAUAUCAAAAGAUUCAUGCUUGUGUUAACGACUGCUGCUUAUUUAGAAAGAAGCUGAAGACGGCUGAGAGUUGUCCAACAUGUAAAGCGUCUAGAUGGAAGACGAACAUGCAUACUGGUGAAAUCAAGAAGGGUGUUCCACAGAAGGUUUUGAGAUAUUUUCCAGUGAUACCUCGUCUGAAAAGGAUGUUCAGAUCGGAGAAACUUGCAAUGGAUUUACGAUGGCAUUUCAAUAACAAGAGCAUAGAUGGGAAGCUGCGCCAUCCAGUAGACUCUGUUACUUGGCAGUCAAUGAAUGACAAGUAUCCGUCGUUUGCAGCGGAGGAGAGGAAUUUGCGACUUGGGCUUUCAACAGAUGGGUUUAAUCCCUUUAGUAUGAAGAGCAGCCGAUACAGUUGCUGGCCUGUGUUACUGGUGAAUUACAACAUGGCUCCUGACCUAUGUAUGAAGGAGGAGAACAUAAUGCUCAGUCUGCUGAUUCCAGGACCAUAUCAACCGGGUAAUAGUAUAGAUGUUUACUUAGAGCCCUUGAUUGAAGAUUUAAAACAUUUGUGGUCAAUAGGCGAGCCAACAUACGAUGCAGUUAGUAAGGCUACCUUUACCCUUAAGGCAAUGCUACUUUGGACUAUCAGUGAUUUCCCGGCUUAUGGGAAUCUUGCUGGUUGUAAAGUGAAGGGUAAGAUGGGUUGUCCUAUAUGCGGGAAGCACACAGAUAGUUUGUGGCUGAAGAAUAGUAGGAAGUUUGUAUUUAUGGGCCACCGCAAAAGUUUGCCUCCCUUGCAUAGUUUUAGAGGAAAGAAGGCUUGGUUUGAUGGGAAAACAGAACAUGGGACGAAGGGAAGGCUACUCACAGGCAGGAAUGUCUCAUUUGUGUUGAGAAAUUACAAGAAUGUUUUUGGUAAUAGAAAACAGGCUGGGAAAAAGAGGGCUACUCGAGUUGACAUACCAUCUGAUAACGAGGAGGAACUAAGUGGAUCUGAUGAGGAUGAAGAUGUCGGAGAUAAAGACGAAGAGGAAUUGUCUAGAUGGAAAAAACGUUCCAUUUUUUUUUCAUUGCCUUAUUGGGAGAAUGAGCUCCCUGUUCGGCAUAACCUAGACGUUAUGCAUGUGGAGAGGAAUGUGGCUGCAAGCUUGAUUGCGACAUUGUUACAUUGUGGCAAUUCAAAGGAUUGUCUAAAGGCUAGAAAGGAUCUUGAAAGUCUUGGUAUCAGGAAGGAUUUGCAUCCAAAAGCUCAGGGUAAAAGGACAUUACUUCCACCAGCUCCCUGGUCUUUAUCAAAGUCAGAGAAACACAUCUUCUGUAAGCGGUUCUAUGAUUUUAAAGGUCCUGAUGGCUACUGUGCUAAUAUAUCUAGUUGUGUAUCAUUAGAGGAGUGUAAGGUGAUGGGACUCAAAUCUCAUGAUUACCACGUCCUAAUGCAACAACAGCUGCCAGUAGCAAUCAGGGGCUUACUACCUAAGGGUCCUAGGGUAGCCAUUCUCCGCUUAUGCGAUUUCUUCAACCUUCUAUGCCACCGAGUAAUCGAUAUGGAACAACUCCAGCAAAUGGAAUCCGAAAUCGUGGAGACUCUCUGCAUUUUUGAAAGAUUUUGGCCACCCAGUUUCUUCGACAUCAUGGUUCACUUGUGUGUGCAUCUAGGCAGAGAAGCUCGACUUGGUGGUCCGGUCAAUUUCCGAUGGAUGUACCCAUUUGAAAGGUAUAUGAAAGUCUUGAAAGACUAUGUCAGAAACACAGCAAGACCAGAGGGGUGUAUAGCUGAGUCUUAUCUUGCAGAUGAGUGCAUGAAGUUCUGCUCGGCUUUCUUGACUACUUCAACAAAUGUACAAGAAAAAGAGGACAGAAACACUGAGUAUGAGAGUCAGUCCAUCCUCGAAGGUCGUCCUAUAUCAGCCGCCCGCUCAUUCCAGUUUUCGGAUGCCGAGUUAAAAAUAGCUCAUCUUGCUGUAAUACAGAACACGGCCAUGGUGGAUCCAUAUGUUGAUGCUCAUUUACAACAUCUACAAGACUCAAAUGGUAGAUGUCAAAGGGAUGCAACUUAUUUAUGGCGUAUGCACACUGAAAAAUUUGCAGUGUGGCUAAAGCAACAGAUAUCUAUUGAUUCACCUGAUGAGGAAGACACUCUGAAGUGGCUGGCUUAUGGUCCUCGUAGUAUAGCCAGAUCUUACACAGGAUACAUUGUGAAUGGGUUACGAUUUCACACAAAUGUGGUGCAUAGGCUAAGUCAGAAUAGUGGUGUUUACUAUGAGGCAACAGCAAUGUGUAGAUCUAGUGCAAGGGACACAGCUCAGGUGGUCGACGUUGUAUCCUACUAUGGGAGAGUAGUUGAUAUUAUAUUACUAGACUACAAUGCCUUCUACGUCCCAAUAUUCAAGUGUGAGUGGGCAGUUAAAGGUAACGGUGUGAAAGUGGAGGAUGGCUUUACGCUGGUUAAUUUUAAUCACAGCCACAUAUCCUUUGCAAAGGAUCCAUUCAUUUUAGCAUCUCAAGCGAGACAAAUAUUUUACUCAAGGGACACAGAUGAAUCGAGUUGGUAUGUAGUUAUGAAGGGUCCAUGUAGAAGAUACAGUGAUGAGAAACCUGAAGAUGGACAUGCAGAUGUAGGACCACUGCCUUCGGAUAUAGAUAUGUGUCUUGAAGACAUAUCAGAUGAGGCUGAGAAUGUCAGAGAUGAUUGUGAAGGAAUAUACGUUUGA